This is a messenger RNA of Impatiens glandulifera, 4633 nucleotides long. Its product is annotated as nuclear pore complex protein NUP155-like. Gene Ontology annotation, molecular function: structural constituent of nuclear pore. NCBI's taxonomy places the organism in Eukaryota, Viridiplantae, Streptophyta, Magnoliopsida, Ericales, Balsaminaceae. Gene Ontology annotation, cellular component: nuclear pore; nuclear pore inner ring. The record is from RefSeq and is a predicted model, not a curated record. Gene Ontology annotation, biological process: protein import into nucleus; transcription-dependent tethering of RNA polymerase II gene DNA at nuclear periphery; protein localization to nuclear inner membrane.
GUUAAACCCCCCUCUCCUUCGAAGGAGCAAAAACCCUCUUCCAUUUCUCUCUCUAAAAAUCUCAACUUUGAACGGAAUAUUCUCUUUCUACACUCUUUAAUCCGUUGUUUCGCUUUCAAUUUCACAAACCCUAGUAAAUACGUGUGCUAAUCAGCAUUCAUCAGUUACGAAUCUAGGGUUUCUGUGAGCAAAAAUGUCUUCUUGGGAUAGCGAGAUUGUUCUGCGUGAUGUUUCCAAUGCUUGUCUCGUAAUUACUGACCGCAUUGGACGAGAUGUCUCCGCGCAACUUGAUCUCGAAGAAUCUCUUGAAGCGUCUAGAUACACUAGUCAUCCAUAUGCAACUCAUCCUAGAGAGUGGCCUCCUUUGGUUGAAGUGGCGAAUACCUGGGAGCUACCUCCUAUACUUAUUGAAAGAUACAAUGUAGCCGGUGGGGAAGGAACUGCUUUAUGUGGAAUUUUCCCAGAGAUUCGCAGGGCUUGGGCAUCUGUAGAUAAUUCCUUGUUUUUGUGGCGCUUUGAUAAGUGGGAUGAUCAAUGUCCUGAAUAUAAUGGGGACGAACAAGCUAUUUGUGCUGUUGGUUUAGCCAGCAAACCUGGCGUUUUUAUUGAAGCUAUUCAACACCUUUUGAUCUUAGCUACUCCUGUUGAGUUGAUACUUGUAGGUGUCUGCUGUUCUGGAAAGAGUGAUGGUACAGACCCAUAUGCAGAAGUUUCACUCAAACUUUUUCCAGAGUAUACAGUACCCUCUGAUGGGGUUACAAUGACAUGCAUCACAUGUACUGAUGGGGGUCGUAUUUUCCUGGCUGGACGUGAUGGCCAUAUCUAUGAAUUACUUUAUUCAACUGGUUCGGGAUGGCAAAAACGCUGUAGAAAAAUUUGUGUCACCUCAGGAUUAGGAAGUGUCAUUUCAAGAUGGGUAGUUCCCAAUGUAUUCAAAUUUGGAGCUGCUGACUCUAUUAUCGAAAUGGUUGUUGAUAAUGAGAGGCAUAUCCUGUAUGCACGCACAGAGGAGAUGAAAAUCCAAGUGUUUUUUCUUGGAAUUAAUGGUAAUGAUGCACUCAAAAAAGUUGCAGAAGAGAAAAAUCUAGUUAACGUGAGAGAUGCAAAUUUUGGUGGUAGACCUGCGGCUGGAUCAAGACCCCUAGCUAGACCAGCAAAGACAUCAAUUGUUUGCAUUUCUCCUCUUUCAACACUGGAAUCGAAGGGGCUGCAUCUUGUUGUUGUUCUAUCUGAUGGCAGAAGAUUGUAUUUAACAACUACUUCAUCUAGUGGAAAUAAUGGUGGUAUUGCUGGGUUGAGUGCAUUUGAUGCCAAUAAUCACAAGCCAUAUUGCUUGAAAGUUGUGACAACCAGGCCUUCUCCUCCUCUAGGCGUAGGUGGAGCUUUUGGACCGAUAUCUCUUGCUGGGCGUUCUCAGGAUGAGGAGCUGUCACUAAAAAUUGAAUCCUCAUAUUAUUCUGCUGGAACUCUCAUUCUCUCUGAUUCCUCGCCGUCAACCAUGUCACCUCUUCUUAUUGUAAACAAGGAUUCAAGCACACAAUCUCCUUUAAGUAAUUUUGGAACAGGUGCAAGAAGUUCUCGGGCACUUCGAGAGUUUGUAUCUUCACUACCCGUUGAGGGUCGUAUGCUGUUUGUGGCCGACAUUUUACCCCUACCAGAUGCGGCAACUGCUAUGCAGUCGUUAUAUUCUCAAUUAGAAUUUUGUGGGUUUGACAAUUUUGGGGAAGAUUCUGUAAAGGAAUCAGGAACUUGGGCUAGAGGGGAUCUUUCAACUCAACAUAUAUUACCUAGAAGAAGAAUGGUUGUAUUCAGCACAAUGGGGAUGAUGGAACUAGUCUUCAACAGGCCAGUUGACAUCCUGAGGAAAUUGUUGGAGUCUAGUCUGGCUAGAUCAACCUUGGAGGAAUUUUUCAACCGAUUUGGAGCUGGAGAGUCAGCGGCAAUGUGCUUAAUACUUGCUUCUAAAAUAGUCCAAACGGAAAAUAUCAUCAGUAACUUUGUUGCAGAGAAGGCAGCUGAGGCUUUCGAGGAUCCAAGACUUGUUGGAAUGCCAUUGCUGGAAGGUGGUAGUGGUGCAUUAUCGAACACCAGAACUGUUACUGGUGGAUUCAGCAUGGGCCAAGUUGUCCAAGAGGCUGAGCCUGUUUUUUCAGGUGCACAUGAGGGGCUCUGUUUGUGCACAUCGAGAUUACUUUUGCCUUUGUGGGAGCUUCCAGUUAUAGUGGCAAAAGGCUCGAGUGCUUCCAGUCUUGCGGCUGAAAAUGAAAUGGUUUCAUGCAGGCUAUCGUCGGGUGCAAUGCGAAUUCUCGAGGAUAAAAUUCGUUCUUUGGAGAAGUUUCUUAGGUCUAGGAGGAAUCAGAGAAGGGGGUUGUAUGGUUGUGUUGCGGGAAUUGGAGACGUGUCUGGUUCAAUUCUGUUUGGGGCUGGUUCAGAUUUGGGUGCUGUAAGGAACUUAUUUGGUACAUAUUCUAGGAAUGUUGGAUCUGCUGAUGUCGUCUCAUCAAAUAAGAGACAAAGACUCCCAUAUAAUUCCACUGAAUUAGCUACAAUGGAAGUGAGAGCAAUGGAGUGUAUCAGGCAGUUACUUCUUAGGUCUGCUCAAGCUCUUUUUCUUCUUCAACUAGUUUCCCAGCAUCAUCUCACACGCUUGGUUCAAAAUUUUGAUGCUACGCUAAAGCAAGCACUGGCUCAGUUGACAUUUCAUCAAUUAGUUUGUACUGAAGAAGGGGACCAGCUUGCUACAAGACUUAUAUCGGCUUUAAUGGAGUAUUACACUGGUCCAGAUGGCAGGGGAACCGUGGGUGACAUAAGUACUAGGCUAAGGGAGGGAUGUCCAAGCUACUAUAAGGAGUCAGAUUACAAAUUUUAUCUUGCUGUAGAAUGUUUAGAAAGAGCUUCUGUAUAUUCCUGAUGCGGAGGAGAGGCAAAACCGUGCCAGAGAAGCUUCAACCACUUAAGUAAGAUUCCUGAAUCUGCAGAUUUACGAACAGUCUGCAAACGUUUUGAAGACUUGAGAUUUUAUGAAGCAGUUGUUCGUUUGCCCUUACAGAAGGCUGAGGCUCUUGAUCCUGCUGGUGAUGCCUAUAAUGAACAGAUAGAUGGUGGAGCUAGGGAGGGACGUGCUCUUGCUCAACGUGAACAGUGUUAUGAAAUUGUGACUUCUGCUUUGCGUUCUUGAAAGGUGGAACUUCUCCAUAGUAGGGAGUUUGGUUCUCCUAUUAGGCCUGUGGCACAAUCAACACUUGAUCCAGCCCGCAAGAAGUAUAUUCAUCAAAUUGUUCAACUUGGCGUUCAGUCAGCUGAUAGAUCGUUUCACGAGUUUCUAUACAGGACAUUAAUUGAUCUGGGCCUCGAAAAUGAGUUGUUGGAGUAUGGAGGUCCUGACCUAGCCCUUUUUUACAGAAUGCUUCUGCGUGAACCUGUACAAGAGGUUAGUAUUUUUACCCUUUUCUGCCAGUUGGACUUCAAAAUUUCACAUAAUCAAGAGAAUCAAGUAAAAUAUUCUGAACUCCUAGCACGAUAUUAUGUCCUGAGAGGCAACAUGCUCUUGCAGCUCCAUGUGCUGUUAAGGCUAACAGAAAGGAGAUCUGGUGAUGGGAGCAGAAUUGCGCCUACAUUAGAGCAGAGGUGUCAAUACUUGAGUAAUGCAGUCUUACAGGCGAAGAAUGCCAGUGACAAUCCAGAUGUCUCCAAUCGCGGUGCUUAUGAUGAUGGGCUGCUUGAUCUCCUUGAAGGAAAGCUUGCUGUUCUUAGGUUUCAAAUCAAGAUCAAAGAGGAACUGGAGUCCAUUGCCUCUAACAUGGAGGCUUCCCCUAGUUCGGCUGAGUCUACUCUUAAUGAUUCAUCAGUAGAUGCUAACUUUUUGCAUUCUGUCGGAGAAAAGGUCAAGGAGUUAUCAACAGAUCUUAAAAGCAUCACUCAACUAUACAAUGAGUAUGCCGUUCCAUUUGAGAUUUGGGAGAUCUGCUUGGAGAUGCUAUACUUUGCGAACUAUUCUGGUGAUACAGAUAACAGUAUUAUAAGGGAGACAUGGGCUAGACUGAUGGAUCAGGCUCUCUCAAAGAGUGGGAUUGCAGAAGCUUGUGCAGUCCUUAAAAGGGUUGGUUCUAAUGUUUACCUUGGAGAUGGAGCUGUUGUACUACCAUUGGAUAGUUUGUGUCUUCACCUCGAGAAAGCUGCCUUGGAGCGGUCAACUUCAGGGGCUGAAUCUGUUGGAGAUGAAGACAUAGCAAGAGCUCUUCUUGCUGCUUGUAAGGGUGCUAUAGAACGUUUGAAUUCCUACGACCAACUUCUAUCGAAUGGAGCAAUUUUGCCAUCAGCAACUCUAAGAUUGCGCAUGCUUCGUUCGGUCCUGGUUGUGCUUCGCGAGUGGGCCAUGUCUACAUUGGGUACAAAUAGUAGGGCAGGGGCCUCCCUAAUUAAUAGCCGAUCAUACUUACCUGAUCAAACUACUGCCCUUAACCAAGGGACUCGUGAUAAGAUCACAAGUGCUGCGAACAGGUAUAUGACUGAAGUAAGGAGAUUGCCACUUCCCCAGAACCAAACAGAAGGUGUUUAUCGCUGUUUUAAAGAGCUGGAAGAGUUUGUGUUGAGCCCAUAUCCUUACAGACGGUUCUAAUUCUUCUCGGGUUAU